UUUCUUAUUUUUCAAACUAGUCAUCCAAAUGUGUGUAUGUUGAGAUCACAACUCCUUCCAUAAAUUUGAAUUCUGAAUGGAUCAAAAGGACACCAAAGCAGUAGUUCUGAUAACAGGGUGUUCAAAGGGUGGAAUUGGGCAUGCUUUGGCACAAGCUUUCGCCGCCGAGAAUUGCAUGGUGGUGGCCACAGCUCGGUCACGAUCCGCCAUGUCCGACUUAGAAAAUGACCCCAGGUUUCACCUGCAAGAACUGGACGUUCAGUCUGAGCAGAAAGUAAGGCGCGUGGUUUCUGAGGUUGUUGAGAAGUUUGGGCAGAUUGAUGUUGUGGUCAACAAUGCGGGAGUGCACUGUAUUGGGCCUGUAGGUGAGAUCCCUUUAUCUGCCAUUCAAAACACUUACGAUACCAACGUCUUGGGUCCGUUGAGGUUAGUUCAAGCUGUGGUUCCUCACAUGGCGUCCAGGAGGAAAGGAAAGAUUGUAAACGUUGGAAGUAUUGUUGCCUUUGCCCCUGCACCGUUUGCAGCUGGUUACAGUUCUUCAAAAGCUGCUCUCCACGCCCUAACUGAUGCCUUGAGACUGGAACUCCGGCCAUUUGGGAUCGAUGUCAUAAAUGUUGUCCCCGGACUUGUGAAGUCCAACAUAGGAAACUCCGCUAUUGCCAGCUGCAACAACAAUGGGGUGUCGCAAUGGAAGUUGUACCAGCAAUUUGAAGAAGCAAUCCAAGCGAGAGCACGCUUCUCGCAAAGUACAGCAAGGUCAACCCCUACAGAAGAGUUUGCAAAGAGGACGGUGAAUGUAGUGCUGAAGAAGAAGCCGCCGCCAUGGUUCUCUGCUGGUCAUCUCUCUAUGGCUGCAUCUCUUCUCCAUCACCUCCCACUGUUUGUUAAGGAUUUUAUCGCCAGGAAAGGAAUGGAGGGUUGAUUAUAUUGCACUCCAAUAUAAUGAAAUGAACUACUAUUCCCUCGAACUUUAUUUCGAUCUACUUCUUAUUUUGGUGUGCAUUUUAUAUUGGAAUAAAUUUUG
This is a messenger RNA of Ipomoea nil (Japanese morning glory), 1024 nucleotides long. RefSeq names its product NADPH-dependent 1-acyldihydroxyacetone phosphate reductase-like. Gene Ontology annotation, cellular component: endoplasmic reticulum. Gene Ontology annotation, molecular function: oxidoreductase activity. The record is from RefSeq and is a predicted model, not a curated record. Bases 77 to 922 code for a protein of 281 amino acids. Lineage: Eukaryota; Viridiplantae; Streptophyta; Magnoliopsida; Solanales; Convolvulaceae. The transcript is spliced from 2 exons.